This is a messenger RNA of Clunio marinus, 198 nucleotides long. The record is from the annotation of a GenBank genome assembly. Lineage: Eukaryota; Metazoa; Arthropoda; Insecta; Diptera; Chironomidae.
AUGACAAUUUAUCAAAAAAGAAGCAUUACGAAAACUAGUUUCAGUAGAUUAAAUGGGAGUUUGAAUCCAUCAGUUGACACUACAAAAACAUUUUAUAAUUCUAAUAAAAUCGACAUCAAUAUGAACAGAAAUAGGCAUUACAAUCUCGUUUCAGAUCAAGAAAAAGGCCUACAUUUAAGGACCUCAGACAUCAUUUGA